Molecule: messenger RNA, 537 nt
Organism: Colletotrichum destructivum
Lineage: Eukaryota; Fungi; Ascomycota; Sordariomycetes; Glomerellales; Glomerellaceae
Exons: 2
Coding region: 103-381 (92 amino acids)
Source: RefSeq, a predicted model, not a curated record
AGGUUUCUAAACGUCCUUAGUCCUACGCCUUUUUACAAACUCUUUCGGUUACACACUUAUCUGCUUCUUGCAGCCUUCUAUCUUACACUCCCAACUGUCACUAUGAAGAUCUCUACAGGCCUUACUACGUCUCUGUUUUUCUUGAGUGCAGCUGCAGCUGCUGUACCUGACAGCUUGGUUACUGCAAGGUCUUCUCACAAUCUAACGAAACGGUCCCAAUGCUAUUGUGAUAGCGGAGCUGCCACUCGAGACUGUUGUAAUGGAUUAGGGACAAUGGGUGGUGACUCCAACCUUGAGUGCGUUCCUAGUAUCGCAGCCAACAACGAUAAAUUCUUAAGCUGUUGCUUUAAUAAGGGCUUUAUUGGAAACGUAUGCUUUUAGGGGCGUUACGUAGAUUCUGCAGUAGCAUUCGAUUGGAUACACUGUGUUCCAAGUAGCCUACAACCUAUAUAGAAAGCUUCUACACAUUGUAAAUAGCAUAGUGUAUGAUAGAGUAUGCUCCUCCUAAAUAUAAGAGUACUCUACAAAACAUCUAUC